AUGCUUCUGUCUCAUCGUUUAUGGUCACUGUAUGCAUGUGCAUUGGUUUUAGGGGUGGUGCUUACACCGCAGGUGCUUGUUGCUGCACUCCCAAUGAAGCAGCGUGAAACAGUCAACGAGGAGUUAAAUGGUUUGACAGGAGCCUCGUUGACCAGUUAUUUUUCGGAUAAAUUGAAUGUUCUAAAAGGUGAAUAUGGCUCCAAAGGGGAUGAGGUUUUGUUGUCUACGUAUUACGACACGUUCCAAGGAUAUUUAGAUUGGGUGAAGAGCCAGUAUGUUGCCGUUGAUGUUUGCGGGUGCCCUGUGGAAGGCAGUGAGAAGACGUUGAGUAGCAAGUUGACCGAAAAUGUUCCGGUUCGUGAUGACAUUCACUCCCACAAUGACUACACUAGGGUGCUUCCUUUAUACACUGCACUCAGCCAUGGGGUUAAUAGUGUAGAGGCUGACAUAUGGACAGUGGAUAAUGGUCAGAGACUUGCAGUUGGGCAUUUGAAGUCUGAUAUCACCCCUCGGACACCUGACUUGAACCAGCUCUAUCUUGAUCCUAUUAAGGAUAUAUUAGGUCAAUUGAACGAUGGUCUUGGUGAGGGCACAUGGCUGGGGGUUUUCCAUGAAGAUUCUUCGAAGCCUUUGCAGUUGUUGCUUGAUUUUAAAUCCGCGGAUAGCGUCGAGCAAUACCACUUAUUGAUGAAUACAUAUCUAAAACCACUCAUUGAUAAGGGUUAUCUAGGAUACUAUGACUUUGCCACUAGUAAGGUUGUGACUGGGCCAGUAAUGGUUGUGCUCACUGGAAAUUUCCCCACUUCGCCUGAGGAACUAGACGGCGGAUCGCAGGAUGGUUACUUUAAUGAUAAAAGGAGAUAUGUAUUCCCUGAUGUGCCCUUAGUUGAUUUAGAGUCUGCAAUUGAAAAAUAUGGACCAGUUAUUCUUGCCUCAGAUUCUCUUUUCAAUUUGUUAAGCCACUGUGGUUCUGCAAUGCCAUUUCACUAUUUCUUAACAAACUUAACCAACUCUGAAGAAACUUGCAUCAGGCAAUUAACUGACAAGUGUCGGGAGCUUGGGGUUAGAUCCAGAAUAUGGGGACAAACAGAAACCAAAGCGACUCUAAGGGAUUAUUUGUUAAAGGAGGAAAUUUUACAGCUUGGGGUCGAUUAUCAUAACGUCGACGAUAUUCCUCACACUAUCGAGGUAAUCAACCUUUAUAAGCAAAAGUAA
Molecule: messenger RNA, 1215 nt
Organism: Eremothecium cymbalariae DBVPG#7215
Lineage: Eukaryota; Fungi; Ascomycota; Saccharomycetes; Saccharomycetales; Saccharomycetaceae
Exons: 1
Coding region: 1-1215 (404 amino acids)
Biological process (GO): lipid metabolic process
Molecular function (GO): phosphoric diester hydrolase activity
Source: RefSeq, a predicted model, not a curated record